GAUCAGGUAAAUCUACGAUCUAUAUAAAGCUGGUACUGAAGUUACCAGGACAUCAGUUCCUUCUCGACACUCCAAUCAUGAAGUACAAACGCAUGUUGAACAAACGCAAGCAAGCGACUCCUUCCCCAGUAAGGGAAUCCGAAGUGGAAGACGUAUCUGUGGCUAAUCACAGUGCCCUGGAACUGGAGGCCGCUGCGGCUCUCCUGUUGCUUCGCUACCAAUACGAUCGCCAGGCUUGCAGCAAUAUUAUAUCCUACACCGAGUCCUGUUCCCCAACUCCUCCGCCGGCAGUGGUUGAUAAUACUACGCCCAAGGAUCAGACAGUUCGUCCGCCAGUCGCCAGCCAGCCGCUAAAGAAACGCUCUAUACCAUCACACAUUCUGCGAAGAUCUUUGACACCGGCCAAAUCCGAGAGUUCGGUGAGCAAUAAGUCGAUAACCAAGGCCAAAACCAGGACUAUCCCCAAUAAUGAGCGCACCUGCAACAAGUCCCUGCUUAAGUCCUGCAGGAAUAUGAUUCGCGAGUUCUUGGACAAUCAGGAGCUCAUCUAAUAUCAAAUAACCUUUGACCAUAGUGGAUUCAGGAUUUUUAAAAAAAGUUUAAGAUUUAAGAAAUCUUUUCAUUGAAAAACGCCUCUCAUAUUUGUUUGGCCUUGGCAACAAUACUUUCUGUGAAUUUUCAAAAACGCAAUGAAUAUUAAUCGCCCAGUUAAAAACAACUCAAUUUAAAGUCAGGGCCCAAAGAUAACAACAAAGUCGAUCCUUAGGAUCUCGAAUUUCACUUUUCAAUUUAUUUAUUGCAUAUAAAUUUGUUUCUUUUUUUAUACAUAUAUAAAUUA
This is a messenger RNA of Drosophila rhopaloa, 838 nucleotides long. RefSeq lists its product as uncharacterized. The transcript has a single exon. The record is from RefSeq and is a predicted model, not a curated record. NCBI's taxonomy places the organism in Eukaryota, Metazoa, Arthropoda, Insecta, Diptera, Drosophilidae. Bases 78 to 551 code for a protein of 157 amino acids.